Elaeis guineensis (African oil palm) is the source of this 864-nucleotide messenger RNA. Its product is annotated as large ribosomal subunit protein eL20y. Gene Ontology annotation, biological process: translation. Gene Ontology annotation, cellular component: ribosome. Gene Ontology annotation, molecular function: structural constituent of ribosome. The record is from RefSeq and is a predicted model, not a curated record. Lineage: Eukaryota; Viridiplantae; Streptophyta; Magnoliopsida; Arecales; Arecaceae.
GAGAAAACGCGAAACUAGGGUUUGUCGCUAGGGUUUCUGAGUACUUUAGCUUCCUCGUCUCCUGAGAAAGAGAGUUUUCUCUGAAGGCGGAGGCGGAGCGCUGUAGCAGCAGAGUUAGGGAGAUCGAUGGGCAACUUCAGGUUUCAUCAGUACCAGGUGGUGGGUCGGGCCCUCCCAACCCCGUCGGAUGAACACCCCAAGAUUUACCGCAUGAAGCUCUGGGCUACCAACGAAGUUCGAGCUAAAUCCAAGUUCUGGUAUUUCCUGAGCAAGCUGAAGAAGGUGAAAAAGAGCAAUGGACAAGUGCUUGCCAUUAAUGAGAUAUUUGAGAGGAAACCAACAAAGAUUAAGAACUAUGGCAUCUGGCUGAGGUACCAGAGCAGGACCGGUUAUCACAACAUGUACAAGGAGUUCAGGGACACCACACUUAAUGGUGCUGUUGAGCAUAUGUACAAUGAAAUGGCAUCCCGUCACCGUGUCAGGUACCAUUGCAUUCAAAUCAUCAAGACGGCUACAAUCCCUGCUAAACUCUGCAAGCGUGAGAGCACCAAGCAGUUCCAUGAUUCAAAGAUCAAAUUUCCCCUUGUCUUCAAGAAAAUCAGGCCCCCUACCAGGAAGCUGAAGACCACCUACAAGGCCUCCCGCCCCAAUCUAUUUAUGUAGGAGAGAAAGCAGUGAGCACGUUCCCAAAUGUUUUCUUUUGGGUAUGCUCCAGAUUUUCUUCAUUUGGUGGAUUGUUGCAUUUUGUGAGUCUCUUGUUAAACAUUGCAAUUUACCUUUCUGUUUUGGGUAGGAGCUUUGUGCAAGACCUUCUUGGUUUUAGUUAAUUCGCUGCAAUUAUGGGUAACAAGUUAUUUUUCACUC